Rotaria sp. Silwood1 is the source of this 1077-nucleotide messenger RNA. The record is from the annotation of a GenBank genome assembly. NCBI's taxonomy places the organism in Eukaryota, Metazoa, Rotifera, Eurotatoria, Philodinida, Philodinidae.
AUGCAAUCUCAAAUAAGGCAUCAAGUACACAUUUUUCAUGACGCUUGGAAAAUGAUGACAUCUCGUAAUCGUUCAAAACUUCUAAAAGGGAAUUCUUCUACUUCACCAACAACUCGAAACAGAAACUCAUCAAAAAAUGCUGUACAAAUAGAUGAACAAGAUUCACGACCUCGACUAUUUUCAUUGAAUUCUCCUAUUAGAUGUGGUACAAGUGGUUAUUCUUACAAAAGUUGGCAUAUGGGUCCAACAUAUCAAAAUUAUUAUCCAGAUAAAAAUGAAUUUGAAUAUUAUUGUGGUGAAUUUGAUACUGUUGAAAUAAAUUCAACAUUUUAUCAUAUUCCACCAGAUUCUGCUUUCAACACUUGGGCUAGCAGAGUUCCUCGACCGUCGUUUCUUUAUACAAUUAAAGCGAAUAAAUUUUUCACUCAUAUGAAAAAAUUAAAUAUUGAUGAAGUAUGGAUUGAUCGAUGGGAACAAUUCUGGAAUAAAUGUUUAUUACUUCAAUCACAUCUUGGACCUCUUCUUUUGCAAUUUCCACCUGGAUUUAAAAAGACAUUAACAACAACAUCUCGUUUUCAUGAUUUAGCAAAAGUUUUACCUCAACAUGGAAAAUUUGCUUUUGAAUUUCGAGAUAGUUCAUGGUUUUGUGAUGAAAUAUAUGAAGUUAUGAAAAAAUACAAUUGGUGUUUAUGUGUUAUUGAUUGUGAAAAUUCAAAAAAAUGGUGUGGUGAUUUACCGAAUGGAACGCUUCCAAUAAAUAUUGAUGAUCAUAAAACUUGUGAUUGGGGUGUCUAUUAUCGUAAGUUUUAUAAUGUUAAUAAAAAUCAACGAAAUGAUUUGAAUAAUCGAAUAGGUUUUCACGGUCCAACAGGUCAAUAUGCAGGUGUUUACGGAGAAAAACGAAUGCGUCAAAUAGCUGAAAGCACAACAAAAUAUUUUCUCAAUAAUAAUAAUCAGAAUUCUAUUCAACUUUUCUUCUAUUUCAAUAAUACAGACAGUGAUUCACCACCAGCUGCUAUACAAGAUUGUCGAUAUCUUGUACAAGCAUUUAAAGAUCUUAAAAUAAUGAUUGACUAA